Cicer arietinum (chickpea) is the source of this 875-nucleotide messenger RNA. RefSeq names its product small ribosomal subunit protein eS12. The record is from RefSeq and is a predicted model, not a curated record. NCBI's taxonomy places the organism in Eukaryota, Viridiplantae, Streptophyta, Magnoliopsida, Fabales, Fabaceae. Gene Ontology annotation, molecular function: structural constituent of ribosome. Gene Ontology annotation, biological process: translation. Gene Ontology annotation, cellular component: ribosome.
AGCAAAAGAGAUAGAUUGUGAUCCAAGCCCAAUCCACUUCCUUUAUUAGAAUUGGCCCUUUAGAAAACAAAACCCUAAAACAACAAAACUCUUUCGCUGCCGCAUAGCUCUUCAAGUCGCACUGAACUCCACGCUACCGGAGUCUGUCAUUAGCCGCCACCAACAAAAAAGCUUAUUUUUUUAAUCUACAAGGAAAAUGUCAGGUGAGGAAGCUGUUGUUGCAGCUGAGCCCGUUGCCGUCGCCGCCACUGCAAUUCCAGGUGAGCCAAUGGACAUCAUGACUGCUUUGCAACUUGUGCUUAGGAAGUCACUUGCAUACGGUGGUCUUGCACGUGGCCUUCACGAAGGUGCAAAAGUAAUUGAGAAACAUGCAGGACAACUCUGUGUUCUUGCAGAAGAUUGUGACCAGCCAGACUAUGUUAAACUUGUCAAAGCUCUUUGUGCUGAACACAAUGUUAGCCUGCUGACAGUUCCCAGUGCAAAGACACUCGGAGAAUGGGCUGGUUUGUGCAAGAUUGAUUCUGAGGGGAAAGCUAGGAAAGUAACUGGCUGUUCCUGUGUGGUUGUUAAGGAUUUUGGGGAGGAACAUGAAGCCUACAAUGUUGUUCUUCAGCACGUGAAAGCCCAAUGAGUUACAAGAUCCACACACAGUGUUAUCUUUUCCUUUUCAUUUUGGGAUUAUUCGCCAUGGGAAUGAAUUUUGCUUCUGGCUUGAGUUACGUAUCUAGGGAUUUUGAUUGUUUAAUAUGAUUAUGUUGCUCUAGUUAUUAUUGUUACUCUAAUUUAGGUACAUACUUUUGUUUUGCUAUCACAUUGCAGUGAAUUUUAAUCAUUAACUAGUCUGUUACCGAGCAAAUAUCAUUUCGAUGCGAUUA